AUCACCUCCCAUAGUGUGUGCGUGUCUAUUCGACCGAUACGAAGAGAAAUCAACUCGUCCUACUUGUAUUUGUUGAAGUUAGCGAAAAACUACACCGAAUGAUGGAUAUAAAAAAAGUUUUCGUAGCCGACGCGGUCGAUUCCGCUUGCGUUGAACUUUUAAAGAAGUUUUCCAUACAAGUGACUUGUAAAUACAAGCUGCCCAAAGACCAAUUGAAAGCCGAAAUUGCGACCUACGAUGCUUUGAUUGUUCGCUCGGAUACUAAAGUUACAGCAGAUGUUAUAGAAGCUGGUAAAAAUCUCAAAGUGAUCGGUAGAGCUGGCGCCGGAGUGGAUAACAUUGAUAUCAAUGCUGCAACUGCCAAAAAUAUCCUUGUACUAAAUACUCCUGGAGGCAACGCAAUCAGUGCUUGCGAAUUAACAUGCUCCCUUAUAACGACUCUAGCUAGGAACGUUGUUCCAGCUGCAGCAUCCCUGAAGGCGGGAAGAUGGGACAGGAAACUUUAUUCUGGCCAUGAGCUCUAUGGCAAGACUCUGGGAAUCCUAGGUUUGGGAAGGAUCGGAAAAGAGGUCGCGCUCAGGAUGCAAUCUUGGGGAAUGAGAACGAUCGGUUUCGACCCAAUAGUACCAGCAGAGGAAGCCAAGAAAUUUAACGUACAAGCCUUAGAAUUGGAACAGAUUUGGCCGCAAGUCGAUUACAUUACUGUACACACUCCUCUAAUACCAGCUACGAGGAACCUCAUCAACGAAUCAGUAUUCAAGAAAUGCAAAAAAGGCGUUAAAAUAGUGAACGUAGCCCGAGGAGGGAUAAUAAACGAGACGGACUUACUGCAAGCCUUGAGGUCCGGGCAAUGCGGGGGCGCUGCGUUAGAUGUGUUCGAAGAGGAACCGCCCACGAAACCCAUCACGUUGGAGCUCAUCCAGCACGAGAAAGUUGUGGCGACUCCCCAUUUAGGGGCGAGCACCGCGGAGGCUCAAAUAAGGGUCGCGGUGGAGAUAUCCGAGCAAAUAAUCGCGCUUACUGGAAAAAGCAGCGAGUACACAACGUAUCCGGGCGUUGUUAAUCACAGCGUUUUGGAGAAAAUUAGAAAAUAAAAAUGUGUUGUAAAAUGCAGCAAUAAAGACAAAUAUAUACAUUGUAACCGAACUGAAUUGAAUUAUUAAAUAAAUUUUAUUUUAACGGGUAUUUGUAUUUUCUAUGUACACGCUCUAAAUUUGAAUUGUAUCGAAUCUAAUCCCAAUGGUAGACAUUUCCGGGCGUGAUACGUUUGAGGGAUUCGGUUUUGUCGCCGGCUCCGAUUUCUUUGGGUUUCGGUGCGACUAUUUCUGGAGGGCCAACUUCCCGUCUGGCAUCUCUCGUGAAAUAGUAAUUCGCAGCUAAUUUGUGGGCAGGCCCGUCCGGUAGGGCGGGCGCAGGCUGGGUUCUG
Molecule: messenger RNA, 1426 nt
Organism: Phyllotreta striolata
Lineage: Eukaryota; Metazoa; Arthropoda; Insecta; Coleoptera; Chrysomelidae
Source: the annotation of a GenBank genome assembly